This is a messenger RNA of Populus euphratica (Euphrates poplar), 1318 nucleotides long. RefSeq names its product probable BOI-related E3 ubiquitin-protein ligase 2. NCBI's taxonomy places the organism in Eukaryota, Viridiplantae, Streptophyta, Magnoliopsida, Malpighiales, Salicaceae. The coding region runs from base 237 to 1049 and encodes 270 amino acids. The record is from RefSeq and is a predicted model, not a curated record. Gene Ontology annotation, molecular function: ubiquitin-protein transferase activity. The transcript is spliced from 2 exons.
GGCAAAGGUUAUGCCAUAAAGAGAGCGUGCCUUUAGAGAGAGGUGAAAGAUCAUGCAUCUCUUCUGAUAUAACAGCAAGCAAGAACCCUCUAGUUUUAACCUACCCUCAUUGCGUAUCCGUUGUGAUUUCAUGGUAUUGUUAUUUAUUAAUAGCUUGGUCAUGAAAGCUGUGAAUUGAAGGGGACGUUUUUGGUGUUUGAUGUUUCCUCUCUCAAUUUCUUCCACUAGUAAUUGUCAUGGCUGUUCAAGCACAGUUGUAUCCAGAAAGACUGGGCCUUUUGCCUAUGUGUGGCAUACAGGAUUGCUUGUUUAAUAAUCCAGUUUCAGGGCUUGAGCCUGGUCUUGGUGUUGUUUUUCAAGAGAAUCAACAGCAUAGUCUCUUUCUUGAACAUCAUAGCUCUCAAAACUUUGGGUUUGAUUGUAAUAUCGGCGCUGCUGCUUCUUCUUCUACGACUCGUGAUAGUUCUCUCUCCAUGUCUCUUUCUCAAUAUUUGGACGUCCAGCUUGACAUGCAAAGGCGAGAAGUUGAUUGCAUGCUUCAAUUUCAGGCUGGGAGAUUAAGAACUAUUUUGCAACAGCAAAGGAAGCAACAGCUUGGAAUCACACUUAAGAGUGUAGAAUCAAAGGUCACCUCUUUGAUAAGGCAAAAAGAAGAGGACUUGGCACAAGCAACAAAGAAAACCAUGGAGCUUGAGGUCUGCCUGAGAAAAGUAGAGCUGGAGAGUGAACGAUGUCAGAGAGCAGCAAGAGAAAAGGAAGCAAUGGUCGUUGAUUUAAGCAAGUCGCUUGAACAGAUCAGAGGAAGACUGGUCAUGGCCAGCAAUGAAGUCCAAGAUGCAGGGUCCUUUUGUUGUGGCACAUGUGAUAGAGAACAGGAUCAAGAAAGCCAAAAAAGGAUGGUUUGCAAAGGGUGCAAUUCCAGGAGCUCGUGCAUUAUCUUUCUCCCUUGCAGGCACCUCUGCUCGUGCAAGUCCUGCGACGCUUUUCUUGGCUCUUGUCCUGUCUGUAAAUCAGUAAAGGAAGCAAGCAUGGAGGUUUUUUGGGUCUAGCAAGGAAGGCACAAGGUAAUGCAGAACGGAAUAACCAAAGGGUAAAAUCCUUGGGAACAUCACAUGCUGUUCAUACCUUCAGAGUCCAACAUGACAUGCUGUUCAUACCACAUGAUGUUUUUGGCUUCUCGCGGUCUUUGUUUACAGAUUUUUUAUUUUGUACUGCUAAGACCCGUAUAUAAGUGAAUCAAAUAUGAUGAUAUCUGGUACGAGGCAUGGCAAAGGAUCCCUGCUUUAAUCCUUUAUAGAUUAAUUAUCAUUUUGCCUGA